Messenger RNA from Bursaphelenchus xylophilus (pine wood nematode), 5368 nucleotides. NCBI's taxonomy places the organism in Eukaryota, Metazoa, Nematoda, Chromadorea, Rhabditida, Aphelenchoididae. The record is from the annotation of a GenBank genome assembly.
AUGACAGAGGUGGAUAUUCAACCAGUUAUUCAUGAGGAGAAACCGACAGAACCGGCUCCGGAGGAGCCGGAGUGGUCGGCGGAAGAGCUUCAUCGCCUGUUGGAUCUGUGCACAAGGUUUAGGGAAUGGUAAGGACUUUUAUUUUUGUGUUUUUGCAAGUUUAGAAGACAUUUGGGAUGUUGUUGUAGGUGAAGAUUGGUUUGGGUUUUUUCGGGGAUGUCGAGGAUAAUUUAGUGGGUGAAAAGUGCCAUUGUGUGUUCUCUGAAGUUUGUUUCUGCUUUCUAAAUCAAAUUUCGUGUUUUUUGUGAUUGAUUUUCGGGGUUUAUCCAAGAUUUCCGAUAUUGUACUAGACAUCGAAAAUUCUUUUGCAAAUUUAAAAUGUUUAGACAUAAUGAAAAUGCUGAGGUUCAGAUUUCAAGAAAGCUAGAAGUGUGAAGUCGCUUUUAAAUUUAUUUUAACUUUAAUUUGUCUAAUUGAGACUAUUAUAUUCCACUUGACAUUACUUUUUUUCAGGACGGAAAGGGCGACCAAACUGAAUGACGAAUUCGGCUCCAAUCAUGACGAGAACUUUUUCACAGCUGAUGUAAGUCCUUAUGCGUUUUAUUCAUUCGAUUUUUAGACCUUGCAACACAAAUUCAGCCGUCUCAGCGGAGAGAGUUGCGGGAAGGAGCCAGAUAUGGAGAUAAUAGCGUGGAUCAAGCAGUUUCUGAAGAGAGUAAGGUUUAUUGGCCUUUGUGAUCCAUUUAUGGGUCAGCUAACACAGUUUAGUGCGACUUUUUGACAUUUUUCUUCAGGAUUUAUAUUACACUUGACCUUUCAGACCACAACUGAGCGAAAUUCGUCUGGAGAUGUGGCAAAGAUUGCUCGGAUUCGAAGACAUUUUGAGUUGUGGCAGCAUGCGUCCAGAGGGAAGCUGACAGACCAUCAACUCGAAGAGAUUAUGGGAAUUCAGCUUUGCAAGCGGUUUUUAAACAGCGACGAUUUCCCUGAAAACGAGCCGGAUAAACAGCAAUGGCUUGACGCAGACCUCUUCAGAUCCAAGCUGAGCAAAGAUGAAUGGGUUAGUGUGAGUUUUUUUAAAAUUUGUGUUCGAUUUUUAGGCGAUUUUAUAUUAACCAUGGCAGUUGAUAUUAUCCAUGGAAUUUUUCAGUUGAGAAAUCCGGAAGAACUGAUCACGCGGCUUAAGAAUCAGACGGUGACUAAAGAGAGGUUCUUGUUCGAUCAUCCGGACCUAAUUAAAGCAGAGAAAGAGGCCGAAAGACUUAAAGUAAGGUGCAAUUUUGAUUUUUUUUAUAAUUUUGUUAAUUUUUUGGAAAUUUUAUGGUGUAAAAUCGCAGGAAAUGGAUUUUCAGAAGGAAGAGGAAGAUGCCCGACUCAUGUCGCCUCCAGAACUCAAGCGAAAACGCACUCAACCACCAAGCCCGGCGGUUCCAGAAAGUCCAAAACCAGAAGAAAUUGCCCCGGUUUCGACUGGACCAGACAUCAUCAUGAUCCCACCGGAGCCAGAAGUUGUUAUCAAGCGAUUGAAAUCGCCAGAACAGCCGUCCACACCGGUUGCAGUGAGCUUUGAAUCGAAGGUGGUUGAGGAAGAAAUUUUGCCCGAAACUCCGAAAGAAACCGUUGCUGAAGAGCCGGUGAAGGUCGAGGAGGAAGAGAAAGAACCUACGAGUACAGAACAGCCGGUUGCCAAACGGUAAGAUGCGAUUUUUGAGGAGAAAUAAGGUUUUUUUUGAGGUCAUGUCUAGUGUAAUAUCGGAAAGUCAGAUUUUUGUGGAAUUGUUAGGAAUUCCUAGGGUUUUAGGUUUUUUAAUGGUGUAAUCAGGUAUUAGCAGGUCUUGGGAGGUGAUUUUUAUAGUCGUUGAUUUUUAUAUUUACAUUAAUUUGGCAUGUUUUUUACAAGAAAAGUACUUCUAUGGGGUAUGGAUUUACAGGUCGAGACAUAUAUCAAAAGAAUCACAAUUUUUUUCUGAUUCAGAAUAUGUAAAAAUUAGAUGCCCAAUUUUGGUAUGUAAGGGUGAAAAAAGCUUCAGAACUUUUCUCGCAGCACCAUGUAAAUGCCUUUUUGACCAAGUUUUUACCAAUUCAAAAGCUUUGUUUUGAGCUAAAGUAAACCCUGGAAUCUUGGCCAGCCUUAAAAUAUCAAAUUUGAUUAAUACUACACCACAAAAAAGCCGCCUUUUUUACGGUGGAACUGCUAAUUAAGGUGGGUAUUAAUCAAAUUUGAUAUUUUAAGGCUGGUCAAGAAGAUGUCAGGGUUUACUUUAGCUCAAAACGAAGCUUUUGAAUUGGUAAAAACUUGGUCAAAAAGGCAUUUGCGUGGUGUUGCGAGAAAAGUUCUGAAGUUUUUUUUUCACCCUUACAAACCAAAAUUGGGCAUCUAAUUUUUACAUAUUUUGAAUCAGAAAAAUUUUGCGAUUUUUUUGAUAUAUGUCUCGACCUGUAACUCUAUACCCCAUAGAAGUACUUGCAUUGUAAAAAAAAUUACCUUGUUUUAGGCUCCGUGGCCGAUCCGCGACCGCCUCGUCCGAUAUCUCCACCCCAACCACCUCAGCGCAGCCCAGUCCCGCCGUAACUCCAUCAACUAGGUCCUCACCACGACAUGUACCAAUCUCGCCACAGAAAGAGAAAGAACCCACAUCGGAUUCGGAGAAACGCACGCUCCGGACCAGAAAGCCGGCCGAACGCCCCGAAUCCCCGAAGAAAGUUACCCCGAAAGAACCUGAGGACAAAGAGCCACCGAAGAAAGAGGUCCUGGACAACGGAUUCGAACCGGAGAGUGGACCAACUGAAGGUAGGAGAUGGUUUUCUUUGAGGGAAAGACUUGACCCAUUGGGUUAAGUCUUGCAUUCUGAGGGGUUUUAAUUAUGGUAGAAAUUAUUGGCAGAGCCUCUAGGGACAGUUUUAAUUCAAGUUUAGUAGGAGGGAAACAGUUGGCUCGGUUUUGGGUCAAGUGUUGCUCUCAAUAUGAAAGGCUGAAAUUUCGAGUAAUUUUUAAUUUUUUUAUUGAAUUAUGAGUAGAAUAGGCUGUUUUUUGGAAGAAUUGUGCGAGCAGUCACUAGUUUUUGUUGUAUUUUUUAAGUUUUUUAUAUUGUUUUAGUUGAAGAACCUCGUUUCGCGGCCCCUGAACUCACCCGCAGCUGCUCAGUGGAAUGCCAAACGCUUAUUACAUUUGUUCGAAUCAAUAAGCCAUAUUCUACAUCAAAUCGCGUCAGAAAAUUGGAUCGAAAAAAUUCGGCGCCAAAAGAAAUCGGAGACACUGCACAGUGCAGUCAAGAAUCCUCCGAAACUCUGAUUAAAACUGAAAAUGGUGAGUAAAAAGUUUUGGAUUGAAAUUUUUGAGCAUUUCAGACGAUCAAAUUGUGGAAUUCCCGAACGUCGGCCUCCAAACUGAACCAUUCGAUCUGCGAAAAAGUCUGGACGAAGAGAUUUUGUACGUCGGAGAGAAUAUGGACGAAGCAAAGGUCUUCGAAUUGAUUGGCCCCCAAAGAGAGAGGUCCGAACAACCGGAAACACCGAAAGAACCGGCCAGAAAGCGAAGCCGAGCGCGUCUAUCGGUCCCGGAAAAACCCAGGUCCAGCAAGGAUAAUGUAGAGCCAAAAUCGGAGAGAAAGUUGAAAAUUGUCGUGGAAACAGACCUAAUUCCCACAUUGUAUCCAUUUUUGGGGAAGAUGGACGAGAAAACGGAUGAAGACCAGAAAUCGGAAGCGUCGGAUACCUGUAAGUCUAGUGCAAUAUAAUUAGUCCUGGGAAUGGGGAAUUUGGUGAGGAAUAUGAAGGUAAUUGGGCUUCUGGUGAUCUUUCAGGCCGUUCUUUUUGUUUUAGAGCAUUUGCGAGGCUUUUCUCGGCAAGAUUUUCAAGAGAGAAACAGUUGACCCGAAAACUUCGCUUUGGGUCAACUCUUCCUCUUUAUCGAAAAAUACGGUUUUGAGUGGAAAAAGAUGGUUAAUAAUGAAUUUAAAUAAUUUUGCAAGAAUUUUCAGACCGUUCUUGUUGUUUUAGAGCACUUGCGAGACUUUCUUCGGCAAGAUUUUCGAGAGAGAAACAGUUGACCCGAAAACUUCGCUUUGGGUCAACUCUUCCUCUUUAUCGAAAAAUACGGUUUUGAGUGGAAUUUUGAAGGGGGAAUUGUUUAAAUUUGGAUUUAAAUAAUUCCGUAAGACUUUUCAGCCCGUUCCUCAUCGAAACGCCGCUCCGCAAGACGGUCUACAUUACCAUCAUCUCAGGAAAGCAAAAAGUCGCUGGUGAAGGCUCCAAAACCACCCACAUUGUUCCUGGAAUCGGCGCAUUUACUGAGAAAUCCGGAUGCUCCGGUUCAACAAGCGUCGACUAGGUCCCCACACGACCCGAUUAUAAGAUCAGCUCAUAAUAUUAUCCUGCAACAAAAGUCGGCCAGUGAUUUCUUGGAACCGGUCUCAUCUGAUGUUCAAAACUAUCAUGAGUUUGUGAAAUUGUAAGUGGGAAGGUUUUGAAGCGAUUUGGGAGAGAUUUUUUGAUUUUUUUUUUGAGGAAUUUUUAUAUUAUAGUAGGCAAAAAUUGGUCAAAGUAUAAGGAAAAUGACUGUUUUCGGAAAGAUUAGCGAUUGAAAUUUGUGAACCAGACAUUAUUUGUCAUUUUCCAGCCCUAUGGACUUGUCGACGAUACAGAAAUUCAUCGAUGAAGGACGUCUGAAGACAAUGGGAGAACUUCAAGAAUUAUAUAAUUUGAUGUGCGCCAAUGCCAUUAUGUUCAAUGAAAACGGACACACGGUGAAUUUGGAUGCCAAAGAGUUGAAGAAAAUAUGUUUUGAGACGAUUAGGGUAAGGAUGUUGCACUUGUUUUUAUGGGGGAGGUUUGCCUAAAAUAAGGUGAAAGUGAAGUUGGCAACUUGAUUUUGAAUAAGAAAAAAGUGUUUUGGAGAUUAUCAAGGCUAUAAAAAGAAGUUUUUUGGAGUUUUGGCAGGUUUUGAAGCCUUGAAACAGAAUGCCAAGUUUGGCGGGAAAAAUGAAAUUUGAAUUUUGAUAUCUAAAAUACGUUGGAAAAGUGAUAUUUUUGUCGGAAAUUUAGUCAGAAACGUUUUUGAUGCCUUUUUUUACAGAAUUCGCACUAUUUUUUAUUGUUUUAGGAGCUGGUCUACGCCCCACAACGAAAAGUCACCAAACGUCACUCCGUCCAGACCAGCCGCUUCAGCACCCGUCGCCUGACCAACCAGCCAACCCCAAAAGUCACUCCUCACCACGCGUCACAACCACACUUGGUGCCAGGCACUGCGAAACCGGCCCUCCCGUUAACCCGGAGGACCUUUGUAAACGCCGCAAUGUAUCGAACUCGUCGAUUCAAACAGGAAAAACCCGAGGAACCCUUGAAUACGACGGCUCCCGCAAUGUUAUAA